This is a messenger RNA of Etheostoma cragini (Arkansas darter), 1209 nucleotides long. RefSeq lists its product as uncharacterized. The record is from RefSeq and is a predicted model, not a curated record. Gene Ontology annotation, biological process: signal transduction. The coding region runs from base 699 to 947 and encodes 82 amino acids. Gene Ontology annotation, molecular function: protein binding. Lineage: Eukaryota; Metazoa; Chordata; Actinopteri; Perciformes; Percidae. The transcript is spliced from 2 exons.
AGCAUUUUAAUUACUGAUAAGCCAUGUUGAGUUCUCUCAAAUCUGAUGAUGAGGAUUCUAAUUUUAGCACUGUACACUUGUUUAUCAGGCAGCAGGUGAGAGUGGUUUAUUGUGACAAUUGUCAGCUCCACAAGGGACCCUUGAGCUAAAGUGACUAAUGUUUAACAGAGUGGUGUGUUAUUGAUGAUGAAUCUCCCUUAGUAACACUGCAGCCACACUCGUUUUGGCACACUAUACCUUAGGGUGAGGAAAUAAAAUACCUGCUGCUAUUUAGAAUUUUAGACAGUAAAUGUAUGUUUAAUAUCUAGCAGUACUUUGCAUACAAAUUCUUUGUUAAAUUCUGUUUAUGAAGACAACUACUUAGAGUGUGACCGCACUGCUGAUCUUUUGGAAUUUGAGAUAAUGCCAAACAAAGCCCAAGAGGUAUGUGUAAAAUGUUUUUAUUUUCACUUACUUGUGUCUUAUAUUAGCAUAGAUAUUCCAUUGACAUCUUAAUUUAAAUACAUUAUCUUCAGGUUAUUUAGCAUGUUUUGUCUUCUGUUUUUUAGGAUGCUGUAAUUAACUUGAAGACACUGCAGGAGAUUUCCAGUCAGCUUGGUUUUGAGUGGACUAUUUUGGCAUAUGAACUUGGCUUCAACAGAACCGAGACAAGGCGGUUCCACACCAAAUCUACAGAGAAGAGUGUCCAGGCUAGGACCAUGUUGGAAAGCUGGUAUGAGAAGUCAUGGGAUAAGCCCAAUAAGACUAAGGUACUGCAGGAUGGACUGGAGCGAGUAGGCAGACGGGAUCUGGCUGAGAGGUUACGCUGUCUCCACUGGGGCCACCAGAAGCUGAGCCAAAGGGUUGAGCUGCCUUCUGCCUUUCCUUACCUCAUCACAGUCCACAAGACCAUCCACAACCAAGACGCACUACGCAGGAUCAACGACCUCAACCGUCGACACAAAUAAAAGUUGAGAGAAAAUGCACACGGGAUCAAGUCCAUAUUUCUUAUUUUACACGUUUAUAGUAAGAUAUACUGCACACUGUAAGUAGUCUCAAAUAAAUCUACUGAAAUAAUCAUAAAUCAUUGUUGAUUAAAUUAACUAUUCACUUGAAGAAAAGGGCACAUAUGGUGGUGGUCAGCUGGGUUCAAGAAGUCCACAUUACAAAAUCUGAAUGUGCCAUGAACAUGUAUACAGAAAUAAAUAUAUACAUAGGGCAACAAUAAAC